UACAUAUAUAGGGAAGGGUCAAAGCAUCUCUCAUAGUUCAGUCACUUCCAAAGUCAGCUGGAGGCUGGAGGAAGCGCGAGAAGAGUCCCUUCAGCUUGUCUCUGAUGUUUAUGGACUUGGCUUGCUAGAAGGCUCAAGAUGAUGAUGGCAGGAAUGAAAAUCCAGCUGGUGUGUGUGAUACUGCUGGCUUUCAGCUCCUGGACUCUGUGCUCAGAUUCAGAAGAGGAAAUGAAAGCGUUAGAAGCAGAUUUAUUGACCAAUAUGCAUACAUCAAAGAUAAGCAAAGCAAGUGUUCCCUCCUGGAAAAUGAGCCUGCUGAAUGUGUGCAGUCUUAUAAAUAACCUGAACAGCCAAGCCGAGGAAAUGGGAGAAUUUCAUGAGGAGGAGCUUAUUACAAGAAGGAAAUUUCCCACUGCCCUGGAUGGCUUUAGCUUGGAAGCAAUGCUGACAAUAUACCAGCUCCGAAAAAUCUGUCACAGCAGGGCCUUUCAACAUUGGGAGUUGAUUCAAGAAGAUGUUCUUGAUGCUGGAAAUGACAAAAAUGAAAAGGAGGAAGUUAUAAAGAGAAAAAUUCCUUACAUCCUGAAACGGCAGUUGUAUGACAAUAAACCCAGAAGACCCUACAUUCUCAAGAGAGGUUCUUACUACUACUGAGAGGAUAAAUAUUUUAUUUACAUGUGAUUGUGAUUUAUCACCCUUUAAUUAAAUAUAAAAAUAUAUUUGUGUGGAACUAUGACAGAACGCAAUUGUCUCUUCUAUUAUUGUGGUUUAUUAGAUGUGAUUUUUCUGCAUUAAUAUAAACUGGACUAAAUGUUUUCAAAUAAAUCCAGAUCUUGAGCAUGAUGUGUUGUGUAUAAUUGGAGUAGAUAUUAAUUAAGUCACAUAUAGAAUGUCUGUAAUUUUGCAAAGCACUUAAUGGAUUGUUAAAAGAGUCAAAAUAUUUGACAUUCCAAACCAACUUAUAAAAGAUUAGAAAAGAGUCUUACAGCAAAGUCUAGCCUACAUGCCAUUGACCCAAAACAAAGUGAUAGCACCUGUUUUAUCAUUUGACUGAAUGUUUUAUUGAAUGGAAAGAAAUACAUGUUCUUUUCCAAGACUCCCUCAUAAGUCUCUCAGAUAUGCAGAAGGUAGCAGUAGUAAAAUAGGACCCUCUUCAAAGACUGAUUAAUGAAUUAUUGUUAAUUAUGCUUAUCUGACUGGAUGAUCAACUGAAUUUGCUUUUCUGUUAAAUAAACUUCAUAGCUAAUAAAAAACUAGCCAUCAG
Phacochoerus africanus (Common warthog) is the source of this 1264-nucleotide messenger RNA. RefSeq names its product neurotensin (gene NTS). Gene Ontology annotation, molecular function: neuropeptide hormone activity. Gene Ontology annotation, cellular component: extracellular region; axon terminus. Lineage: Eukaryota; Metazoa; Chordata; Mammalia; Artiodactyla; Suidae. The transcript is spliced from 4 exons. The record is from RefSeq and is a predicted model, not a curated record. The coding region runs from base 139 to 654 and encodes 171 amino acids.